AUGCCGGCCACGGCCUGGAAAGAGGUCGUCAUCGAUGGCAAGGUGAAGUUUAAGGUGCCAGCGCAUCUUGAACUCAUCAAGAAGGUGGGCUCAGGAGCUUACGGCACCGUCGCCUCCUUCCAGGAUCCGAAAAGCGGUACAAAGCUGGCAGUGAAGAAGAUCACGGAUGCCUUCCACGACCUAGUGGAUGGUAAGCGCAUCCUGCGAGAGGUCAAGCUGCUGCGAAGUUUCAGGCAUGACAAUAUCAUCAGCAUCCUGGACAUGUACCCGCCAGAACAUCCUGACUUCGAUGACAUCUACAUUGUAACGGACUUGAUGGAGACAGAUCUGCAUCGGGUCAUUUACUCAAAGCAGGUUUUGAACGACGAGCACCACCAGUACUUCUCCUACCAGAUCCUUCGUGGAUUGUUGUACCUCCACAGCGCGAACGUGGUGCACCGUGAUCUCAAGCCUGCCAACAUCCUGGUGAACAAGAACUGCGACCUCAAAAUUUGCGAUUUUGGUCUGGCUCGUGGACUCGGGAACGACGAGGACGACCCAACCCUGACAGACUAUGUGGUCACCAGGUGGUACAGAGCUCCGGAGGUGGUGUUGCUGGCAUCGGAGUACACCAAGUCCAUCGAUGUGUGGUCGGUCGGGUGCAUUCUUUGCGAGUUGAUCGGCCGCAAGCCUAUCUUCACUGGCAAGGACCACCUCGACCAAAUCAAGAAGAUCUUAGCAGUUGUGGGCACACCCUCGGAGGAAGACCUGGUCUGGCUGCCUCCUCGGAGCCCCGCCAGGAACUUCAUCAAGAAGGUCCCUCCCUGCACCAAGCAGAGCUGGAAAUCGGUCUAUCCCAAGGCGACAGAUGCGGGCAUCUUUGCAAUUGAGCGGAUGCUGACUUUCAACCCGACCAAGAGGGCGACGAUUCCAGAGUGCCUAGUGCUGCCGUAUUAUGAAACGCUUCACAUGCCUGACGACGAGCCAGUGGCCGAAAAUCCGGUCGAUUGGGGCUUCGACAAGUUCACGCCAACAAAGAGGUUGCUGCAGAACUACAUCUACGCCGAGUGCUGGAAGUUUCACCCGGAGAUCCAGCAGCGGGACGCCAAGUUGCUGGACGCGCGGGGCAUCACGGAGCUGCUAAAGUAG
Molecule: messenger RNA, 1128 nt
Organism: Symbiodinium natans
Lineage: Eukaryota; Dinophyceae; Suessiales; Symbiodiniaceae
Source: the annotation of a GenBank genome assembly